AAAUUAAAAAUAAAGCAAUAAGCGUCAGCUUAUCAGAUGAAUUGUUAUUUGAAGCCAGCUGCUGUCUUUCUUCACGGAGUGCUAUUUGUGAACUCCAUAGACCUAUAAUUGGAAAGUUGAGUUAACAAGAAGAUAUCUGUAGGGCAGACUAGCAGAGUUGUAGUGCCGCUCCUAAAGAGCUGUCAUAUACAGCAAGUCACACGAUGGUAUUAUUUUAAAAAGGAUUUGUCUAUGGGGUAUGGAUUAAGAAAAAAGUAAGACUGAAUCCUUCUCAGAUACCACUAUAAGAAAGAAGAUUACGGACUCUGCCUGCUCCAGAACCAGUUAAAAGGGGAUUACAGAAAUGAAGUGUGAGUCUGACUUUCAAGAGCAAAGAGAAAACAGGUCUACCAGUUCUUACAAAGCUGAUUUACCGAGCCUUCAAACAAAUCAGAUCUCAUCAGCUGAACGUGGAUGUAUUCUCCCUUUUACCUUUGUACCAAAAAGUGGAACACUUCCCACACAGGUGUCAGUGGGAAAGGACGUGAAAUUAAGCCCCCAAAUUGUUUCCUGCAGAAAACAAGAAAUGUCUUCUUACAAGCCUGAAGGAGAUAGCAGGACAGCUGAUGGAAGCCCAUUGAAAUCUUGGCGCCAGUCAAGUAUAGAGCAUAAGUCAUCAGCAGAAGAGGUUUCCUCAAGUGGUUUUAAGAAUGCACAACAAAAUGACCUUUUCAUUGCUGAAUUUGUCUUUGUUGUGAACUACGAUGAAGAAGAGGAAACAGAUGAUAAAUCUAAGUUUUCUGGAGGUGAUUCCAGAUGCAAGCAGCUAUCUAUUACACCAGAACCUAAAAUAGAUACAUUUUACAUAAAUGAGGUGUUUGCUUCUGAAGCUCAGGAAGAUGCAUUUUUGCACAAUGUGGAAUAUCAAGAUAAUGGACUUCAGCUUCAUUCUUAUGUCUCUGCUGUCAGUUCUAUCCCAUCCAAGCUUCAACAAGAAAGUGUAAUAGACUCAACCAACCAAAGUCUAAAUUAUAACAGGCAAUCUAAAUUUAACUUAUCUGAAAAUCAGAAGCAUCCAAUAACCAGUAAUUCUGUAAACUUGCAGGAAGGAUACAUUGCUAUAAAAAGUGAUAUAACAGAUACUGCUAAGGAUUUCAGUAUUCUAGAUUCAGAUUCUUUAAAGGACACCCAUUUUACACAGUCACAUAUUCCACAUGGCAAAACAAGAUAUGCUUAUUCUUGUAAAAGUCCAGAAGCCCAAAAUCAAGGUGGUCCAUCAUUGCCUCUGAGUUCAUGUCAGAAAUCAAAUGUAUUAUCACCUUUACCAAUUCACAUUAUUAAAUAUCCUAUUUGUCGCAGUCCAAGCCCAAUUCAAUCACCAUAUUAUGGUUCCACUUCCACAUUAUAUAGCAACCCUCCUUCAAGUUAUGACCAGGGUUCCCAUGUACCUUCUCGCCUUACAUUUUUAACCUCUUUACUGAGAUCCAAAAAACUAAGUCAUAAAAGACCAUUCAGUCCUGAUUCCACUCAAUCUUAUUCUGUUUCAAAUCCAGACUCAUUACAUCCAUUUAUAAAGAAGACUAUUAAUCAACCUACAAUAAGCAGAAAGUCUUUGUCUUGUUUCUCUCUUGAUAAGCCAAAAGAGAUGAAAACUGUUCAGUUUCAAAAAAAUGCCAACAUGUUGCCCUCGGCUUCUGAAUCAAAUAUUUUGUAUGCUGAAUCCUCACUUCAUCAUAGACCAAUCAGGGCCCUUUCUCCAGAUUCAAUGUAUUUUAAACCUUCUAAUAUUGUUCACAGUCAUCAGAAAGCAGGAUCCAUACCCUUACUACACAAAUCUAGUACUUCGCCAUUCUCAAGUAAAGAAAAUAUUUCACCACUUCAUGUCAAACCUCCAUUAAGUAAAGAGACUUAUAAACCCUUAAAAAAAUAUUCUGUUCUUGGAAAAUCUAGAAAGGUUACACUUUCUCCACCAGUUUCUACAUAUAAUCUUUCUAACUCACACUCCGAUUUUGACAGUCAAAAACAAACUGGCUCACAAAACAAAAAGAAAUAUGUUAGUUCUGAUGAUGAUUUUAAAACAAGAUACUAUAAAGCAAAGGAAGAUUCAUUUCAGAUGCUUGCAGCACGUCAUCCCACUGGGAAACCAAUAUUAUCCACUCCAUUUUUGCAACCUACUGUCAAUAUUUUGCAAAAAUCCAUCAAUGAUAACAAGAAUCCAAAGCUGGAUAUUUCUUCAUCAUCACAUUCAAAUUAUAGAUCUCAUUCUAACUCAUUAAGUCUAGAAGAAUUACCGAGAACAAACAUGCCAAAAUGUACUUCUUACAAUGACCGUUCACCACCAAUGACAGCCUUGUCAAGGUCCAUCGACUUGCCAUCAGCAAGUUCAUUAUCUCAAUGUUUUGACCACUCUGACAAUAAAAAGUCAUACAGGAUCAAGUCAAAUUACAAGGCUUUUGCUGCAAUCCCUACAAACACGUUGCUUCUGGAUCAGAAGGCAAUCGAUGAACCUGAAUUAAAUGAAGCAAACGCUGCUGAAGAGAAAAUGGAGACACAUUCUGAGAUGUGUUCCCCAGCUCAACUGCGUCAACAGACAGAGGAAAUAUGUGCUGCAAUCGAUGAAGUUUUACAUGACCCACUGCCUUUGCACAGGCAAUAUGGAUCAAGAUCUUCAAAAAGACAAAUGGCUCCUAAAUUAAUUGAAAUGACAAAAUCACCAUCAAGAACACCAUCAACUGGACGGGAAACAAAAUAUGCUUCCCUUCAACAAAGGACUACAACAAAGAGUUCAUCUGCUACGAAGCCAGGAGUGAUCCGUCCCAUAACAUUAAAAGUGUGCCUAGAUGAACAGAAUGAAGAGAUGUAUCAUCCAUAUCCCUCUGAUCAUUUCACUGUGACUUCACUGCACACAUCUGGGACAUAAAUGUCUGAACACGUAAGUAAGAGGAAGAAGAGACCUGAGUUUUCUCCUAGAAGAAAUAAAAAAAUCUGUUAAGGACUGUGGUGACUGUAAAAUAGUUUUAAAGCCAUAUUUAUAUAACUGUAGUU
Messenger RNA from Spea bombifrons (plains spadefoot toad), 3024 nucleotides. It is a transcript of the gene MLIP, whose product is annotated as muscular LMNA interacting protein. Gene Ontology annotation, cellular component: nuclear envelope; PML body; sarcolemma. The record is from RefSeq and is a predicted model, not a curated record. The coding region runs from base 344 to 2899 and encodes 851 amino acids. NCBI's taxonomy places the organism in Eukaryota, Metazoa, Chordata, Amphibia, Anura, Pelobatidae. Gene Ontology annotation, biological process: negative regulation of transcription by RNA polymerase II. The transcript is spliced from 14 exons. Gene Ontology annotation, molecular function: lamin binding; transcription corepressor activity.